Molecule: messenger RNA, 324 nt
Organism: Symbiodinium necroappetens
Lineage: Eukaryota; Dinophyceae; Suessiales; Symbiodiniaceae
Source: the annotation of a GenBank genome assembly
AUGACGGAGCGACGCUCGCCGAACUUCGAAACUGCGAUGGGCCGCGUGGUCUCGGCAUCUUCUAGCAUUGCCUUCGUCGCGCCCGCAACUUAUUCUCAGGAUUUCAGCCACUUCACUCAGAAUCAUCUCAAGGGCUCCAUGGGAUCAAUUGACGAUAUCCACGAACAGGUCGUUGGCCUCGUUGAUAUCCGCCAGAUUCUGGGGAAUCUGCAGAGUGCAGUGCAGAGGAUGGAGAUGCGGGCUUGGCUGAAGUAUUUAGGCAUUCAAGUCCGAGGGCCAGCUGUGCAGAUCUACCUGUACCUAUUCCCCGAACGCAUGAAGUGA